This is a messenger RNA of Daphnia pulex (common water flea), 1263 nucleotides long. Its product is annotated as delta-aminolevulinic acid dehydratase-like. Gene Ontology annotation, cellular component: cytosol. The transcript has 5 exons. The coding region runs from base 97 to 1095 and encodes 332 amino acids. The record is from RefSeq and is a predicted model, not a curated record. Gene Ontology annotation, molecular function: porphobilinogen synthase activity; zinc ion binding. NCBI's taxonomy places the organism in Eukaryota, Metazoa, Arthropoda, Branchiopoda, Diplostraca, Daphniidae. Gene Ontology annotation, biological process: heme biosynthetic process.
GCAAGACGGGAGUCUGAGUAAAGAAGAGCAAUCUAGUUUGGGCAUUCAGUGUGCUCAGUUGAAUUGAUUCAGUAGUCACCACAAGAUUAGUUAAGAAUGUCUGAAGUCCCAAUAACACAUAUCUUACACAGCGGAUAUUCUCACGCGACUCUACGAGCAUGGCAAACUUCCGAUACAACAAUUAAACCGAACAAUUUGAUGUACCCUUUAUUUAUAGUAGAUGACCCUGAAGCAGAACAGGAAAUUAGUGGGAUGCCUGGCAUUUAUCGAUUCGGAGUUAAUCGUCUCGAAAAUCAUUUAAAGUCUGCCGUCGCAGCGGGAUUAAGUUCUGUCUUGUUAUUCGGUGUGCCAUUUUCAAUGCCGAAAGACGAAUUCGGUUCGGCGGCUGACCAUCCUGAGAACCCAGUCAUUUUGGCCAUCCAAAAGCUUCGACAACUUUUCCCCGAUCUACUCAUUGCGUGUGAUGUAUGCAUUUGCGCAUACACCAUCCAUGGACAUUGUGGAAUCCUCUGUGACGACGGUACCAUAGAUAAUGCUGCCAGUGUUGCAAGGUUGGCUAAACAAGCAUUAGCAUAUGCCAAAUCAGGGGCCCACGUAGUAGCCCCUUCCGACAUGAUGGACGGCCGUGUGGGCGCCAUAAAAAAGAUUCUGCAGGACAACGGUCUGGCCAGCCGAGUCUCUGUUCUCUCCUACGCUGUCAAAUUCUCUUCCUGCUUCUACGGGCCCUUCCGUGAUGCCGCGAAAUCGGCUCCAGCAUUCGGCGAUCGUCGUGCCUACCAGCUUCCGGCCGGAAGCAAAGGCUUGGCUAUGCGUGCUGCUGAACGCGACGUUUCUGAAGGCGCCGAUUUCCUGAUGGUGAAGCCAGGAUUGGCUUAUUUGGAUUUGGUUCGUCAAGUCAAAGAUAAAUUCCCCAAUCAUCCCAUGUUUAUCUACCAGGUCUCGGGAGAAUACGCCAUGUUGUACCAUGGCGAUAAAGCCGGUGCAUUCAACCUAGACAACAUGCUUAUGGAAAUUUUAUGUUGCAUGCGACGAUCUGGCGCCGAUGUCAUCAUUUCUUAUUUUACACCCAGGAUUUUGGAACUGCUCGCCAAAUAAGUCGUUUAAAAGAUCUGCAGAUACCAAAACAAAUCAACACUCAGAAAGUACAUAUGGUUAAAGAAUUAGUGUAUCCAUCUAUUCUUAGAAAAUUAUUAUAUAGUUAAUAUUCUAGUUGUAAGGUGUUAUCUGUUAACGGGAAUUUGAAAUACAUUAAACUGGUCUUAA